This is a messenger RNA of Funneliformis mosseae, 1767 nucleotides long. The record is from the annotation of a GenBank genome assembly. NCBI's taxonomy places the organism in Eukaryota, Fungi, Glomeromycota, Glomeromycetes, Glomerales, Glomeraceae.
AUGGUGUUUUGUUUUGUGGUGGGUAAUAAGAUUGAGAACGCCUUUGAAGUUGAAGGCGACAGCAACAUAUCCGUUUCGGAAUUCAGACGUUUAAUCUACGAUCAGAAUAAGAACGAUUUUGAAAGCCAACGUAUUGAUGCCAACAAGUUGUCUCUAUGGAAGGUGGAUUUACCUUUAGGAGAUGAUAGACUGAAAAAACUUGAAAACAGAUCUCGUGAUAGAGAUAAAGAAAAUACUACUAUAAAAAAUGAACUCGAUGGUGAUAAUUUGUUACCAAAUGCAUAUCUUGGCGAAAUCUUCUCGGGUGGCUCCAAUAACAACCAAGCCAUAAAGAAGAAACUAAUAGAGGCCCAAAAAAAAGAUAAGAUGAUGAUCAAACACCUUAUCGAUGUCUUAUCUUCUAUCGACACAAAUCAACAAGUGUUCCAUGUACCACCAUUGCCAGGAGAAGUCAGUACAAUGGAGAUAUAUAAUCGGGGAUGCUACGACUAUUUUCGUAAAUUUAUACUCAAUAAUAAAUCCCACAAUCGGUUUUUAAUCACCGGAAAUCCGGGCAUCGGCAAGACAUAUUUUGGGAGAUUAAUGUUAGUUGAGCUUCUUCAAAGUAAAAAACCAGUUCUUAUCGACUGUAAAGAUUGCACGCUAUAUAUUGACCCUCAAGGUGUAUCUUUCAAAGUGAAUAGUGAGGAGUACAAACUUCUUGCAAAAAAUGAGACUUGGUGCAUAAUUGAUGGAAAAAAGCCCCAAGUAAGUCAUGAUUGGACUGAAGGGAAGUUUAUAAUGGUAUCUUCGCCUAAAAGAGAGAUCAUUGCUGAUUUUGACAAACCAAGGUGUGAAACACUAUAUAUGCCAACUUGGAAUGAGGAUGAGUUACUUAAAUGUUGGGAUAAUCUAUAUGUAAACAAAAUUACUAAAGAAGAAAUCAAAACAAAGUUUGACUUAUGUGGUGGGAUCCCAAGAUGGAUUUUUGAUAGUAAGAUGAGCUGUGAAAAAAUUCGUAAUAUGAUUGUUUCUGCAUCUGCAUCUCAAUCAAUUGAUUCAUGUAUUAUAGAUUCUCAAGCCAAACUCUUCUUUGGUCAUGAAUUUUCUCACAAGAUAAUUCAAAUACACACCAAUCUCGAGGACACGGAAAAUCCAUAUACUGAUUCCAUCUGCCUUUUCGCAUCAAAAUUUGCGGGAAAUAAAUGUUUAGAUCAAUUAAAAAAACAUAAAAAGGAGGAACUUCGCACUUUCAUUGAGAGUGCAAGGAAUAUGAAGGAAAUGUCCGCUCUUCGUGGACAGCUAUUCGAAUUGAUUUCACAUGAAAUUCUUCGUCGGGGAGGAAAAUUUUCAGUACGCAAACUAACUACUAAGGGUACGGAACCUAAAGUAUUUGAAGAAUUUGAUUCAGAUUUAGAAGAAAAAUUUUUUUGGUCUAUUGAUGAGAUUAAAGAUGAUAUACAGAAAGGACAAAAAAAUUAUUAUCGGCCAAAUUCUGAUACGUUCGAAAGUAUUGAUAGUUAUGUUUAUCCAAAUAAGAUGUUUCAAGUUACUGUUUCUAGAAGACAUGGUGUCAAACAAGAUGGGCUAAGAGCAAUCAAGAAAGUUUUAGAUGAAGAUUCUGAUAUUAACAUUUACUUUGUUUUGCCAAAGGAUAUAUUCGAAAAUUUUAAAACAAAACAGUCUUAUGAGAAUAAGGGGGACAACAAGAGAUUUGACGCUUGGAUUAAUAAUAUAGUGCAGUAUGCACUAUGCGUAGAUCUUGAUAAGUAUUGCGGAGAAUUAUAA